UUUUUCUCUGCUCAAACUUUAUCGGCAUUUCAUUUGCCACCACUUUUCAGCUUUUAGAGACAUUCACACAAAAAGUGAGGUUCCUACUACCACCAGCGAGAGAAAGCCCUUCACUUCCCCAAAUUACCUCUGAGAGCUUAACAAUUUCAUGGAAGACUUGGGAUCCAAAGCGUAUGGAGAUGUGAAAAUGCAGCAUAUAGAAAGCUACAAGGGACCCAAUUCGUCGUAUGGGAAUGGCAUCCACAGCAGGCAAGAUCUCAGUUGUUACAGUGCUUCCCACGCUUCAACAGUGCGACAACGGCAGACCCAGGUGCAGAAUACCGACGCCAAGUUCAGAAAAGGAAAGUCCGGGUGUUGUUCGAAAAGCUGGAGUUUAAAUGAUCCGGAAUUGCAGAGGAAGAAGAGGGUAGCAAGCUAUAAGGUUUACGAUGUUGAGGGAAGAGUAAAAGGGUCUUUGAAGAAGAGUUUUAGGUGGCUCAAGGAUAGGUACACCAGGAUUGUUUAUGGGUCUUACUUUGAAUAGAUGUAUCACUCUCUAACGAAACGCUCCUCUUCUCGUCUUAACAUUAAUCUUCAUUUGGUGUUCUGCAAGUAAUUUAAUCGCCAUUUGGUGUUCUGCAAGUAAUUGAGGCUUAUUUCGUCUUCUUAAAAA
Molecule: messenger RNA, 652 nt
Organism: Gossypium arboreum
Lineage: Eukaryota; Viridiplantae; Streptophyta; Magnoliopsida; Malvales; Malvaceae
Exons: 1
Coding region: 149-523 (124 amino acids)
Source: RefSeq, a predicted model, not a curated record